UAUUAAAUUUUAUGUUAUUCAAAAGAUAUAUUUAGUGCAAAAUGCAUUCUGUAAAAAGAAAAUUGCUGAAUGUAUACAAUAAAUUACAUUUGAAAAGGACCUUAAAGUAUCAUGGGGAUUUUGCAUCAAGUAAAACUGGUAGGUUUGUUCAAGAAAAACCUUUUUUAGGAAACCAAUACCUAGAUGAUCCAUUAUUGCAAAAUUACCUGGCAAAAUAUUUACCUCCAGAGGUGUUUAAAUGGGUUGAUAAAGAUCUGAAGUUGUUUGGAGCAGCUGUAGCUGGGUAUAUAUUGCAUCAUCAUGAGAAUGUUUGUUCUUUUGAACCUCAGUUAAUUCAAUAUGAUGCUUGGGGAAAGCGUGUAGACAAACUGGUUAUGCAUCCUUCUUGGAAUGCACUUCAUGAUAUCUGUGCAGAAGAGGGUCUAGUAUCAAUACCAUAUGUUUCUAAGUUGGAUAAAUGGGGGCGUUUAUAUCAAGCAGCAAAGUUAUACCUUUUCAGUCCAUCUAGCGGAUUGUACUCAUGUCCAAUAGCAAUGACUGAUGGAGCAGCAAGUAUUCUCAAGGUAAGGCCAGAGAAACCGUUUAAGGAUGCCUAUGAAAAAUUAAUAUCAAAUAAUCCAAAUUUGUUUUGGACAUCUGGACAAUGGAUGACUGAAAAAAAAGGAGGUUCUGAUGUUGUAAAUUCAACUGAAACUAUUGCUGUGCCACAAUCUGAUGGAACAUAUGGCUUACAUGGCUUUAAAUGGUUUACAUCUGCAACUGAUGCAAACAUAAGUCUUACAUUAGCUAAAAUUGUUGAGGAUGGCAUAUAUCAGCCCAACCUCACACUGUUCUAUUUGGAAACAAAAACUGCAGCUGGUGAACUAAAUGGAAUAAGUAUUGAAAAACUUAAGAAAAAACUAGGCACUAGACAAAUGCCAACUGCAGAAUUGAUUCUCAGUGGAUCAAAAGCAUACAAGCUUUCAGAUGGUCGUGGGAUAGCGAGUAUUGCACCAAUGCUUAAUAUUACUCGCUUACACAAUUCUGUUAGUUCUGUUUCUAUAAUGAGGCGAUUGUUGAAUUUGGCAAAUGACUAUUCCAAAAAGCGUGAAUCAUUUGGAAAAAAACUUAUUAAACAUCCACUGCAUGCUUUAACAAUAGAGAAAAUGGAGGUAGAACAGCAAGCUGCUUUCUUUUUUCUUAUGCGUGUUUUUACAUUAUUUGGACUCGUUGAAAGUGGUGCAGCUAACAAUGAAGAAAAACUUUUGUUAAGAAUUUUAGUGCCUUUACUUAAGCUAUACACUGGCAAACAGGUUUCUUCAGUAGUAUCAGAAGCUUUAGAAUGUUUUGGUGGUCAUGGUUAUUUAGAAGACACUGGAAUACCUGUUUAUUUACGAGAUGCACAAGUUUUAAGUAUAUGGGAAGGAACAACAAAUGUACUUUCAUUAGAUGUACUUCGAUCAAUUCAUAAAACUAAAGGAGAAGUAUUAAAAACAUUUAUUUAUGAUGUUCAACGCAAUUUGACUCCUUCAUCAAAUACAUCAGAUGUUCUUCAGAAUGCAAAAUCUAUAUUAGUUAAUUCCUUUGACAAUCUUAAAGGAUAUAUCAAUUCAGUACAGUUAAAAGAAGAAUUAUUUUCUGAAGUUUCAGCAAGAGAUUUAUCUUAUUCAUUGGCUAGAGUUUAUAUGGGCUCACUGCUGUACAAUGAAGCUGCCACAAUGCAUGUAGACGACAAAUCAUCUGUUAAUCUUAUUAAAAUAGCUUACAGGUGGAUAGCUGGUCAAGAUUUAAUACCAGUAGUUACCGCUGAUAAAUUGAAUUUUUAAUACAUAUAUAUUUCAAUCAUGUUUUUUUUUCUCGAAUACUUGUGAUCUGGUAUCGUUUUUCUCAAAUACUCGUGAUCUGGUAUCGUCUAUUUGUAUCGUCUAUCUGGUAUCAAUUUAUAUAUUGCCUAUAAUUAUCGCCUAUCUGGUAUCGAUUGUUAUGUAAAUAGUUAAAGCUAAAUAAAUGAAAUUUCUGAUAA
Molecule: messenger RNA, 2002 nt
Organism: Hydra vulgaris (swiftwater hydra)
Lineage: Eukaryota; Metazoa; Cnidaria; Hydrozoa; Anthoathecata; Hydridae
Product: acyl-CoA dehydrogenase family member 11
Molecular function (GO): acyl-CoA dehydrogenase activity
Source: RefSeq, a predicted model, not a curated record